Molecule: messenger RNA, 1335 nt
Organism: Sphenostylis stenocarpa
Lineage: Eukaryota; Viridiplantae; Streptophyta; Magnoliopsida; Fabales; Fabaceae
Source: the annotation of a GenBank genome assembly
AUGGCCUCUUAUGUAUCUCCGUCUUGGUUCAUGCUCUCAUCCACCGACGCCAAACGCAAUCCCUUCUUCUUUGUCCCUAGCUGCUUUAAAUUCAAUGCUCCCAUCGCUUCACAAAUCCAAUGGCAUUCAGAUUCAUAUUCCCGCAGAAACCUCCGUCCAACCCCCGAAAUCAAACGUCAUUGGGUCGAAGCUUCUGAUCAAUCUUUGGCGUCUCCGGAAAGAUUCAGCGUGGCCUCUUACAACAUACUGGGGGAUAGAAAUGCUUGUCAACACUCGGAUUUAUACGUAAACGUUCCUUCUCGUUACAUCAAAUGGGAUCGUCGAAAGAAGGUUAUUUCUGAUGAGCUUCUUGGAUGGGACCCUGAUAUUAUCUGCUUACAAGAGGUGGACAAGUAUUUGGAACUCUCAGACGUUAUGGUUAAAGCAGGAUAUGCUGGAUCUUAUCAGAGACGCACUGGGGAUUCAGUUGACGGUUGUGCCAUGUUUUGGAAAACUGAUAAGUUCCGGUUACUAGAAGGAGAGAACAUUCAAUUUAAGGACAUUGGUCUUCGUGAUAAUGUUGCCCAACUUUCAGUUUUUGAGAUGUGUGAAUCUUACUCAAGAAGACUGUUAGUUGGUAACAUCCAUGUACUUUACAACCCAAACAGGGGAGAAGUUAAAUUAGGACAAAUUCGUUUUCUCUCAUCAAGAGCACAGUACCUCUCAAAGAAAUGGGGUAAUACCCCUGUUGUGCUAGCUGGUGAUUUCAAUAGUACUCCUCAGAGUGGAAUAUACAAGUUUUUGUCAUCGUCUGAGAUUAAUGUAAAGCUGUAUGACAAAAAGGAAUUAUCUGGACAGAAACGUUGUCGUCCUGCACAAGUUUUAGGCGAGAGUAAAGAAACAGUUGGUCCAGUUGUCACCCUAGAUGGCUUGAUAAAAUACUGGACAGAUGAAGAGAUAAAAAUAGCAACUGGAGAUUCUCAGCGUCAUUUGGCUGUGCAUCCAUUGAAGCUGAAUAGUUCGUAUGCCACAGUUAAUGGUUCAACAAGUACACGGGGAUUUAAUGGUGAACCCUUGGCAACUUCCUAUCACUCAAAGUUUCUUGGCACUGUAGAUUACUUAUGGUACACGGACGGUAUUGUACCUACAAGAGUCCUUGAUACGGUUUCAAUAACUGAUCUCCUAAGGGCCGGUAGCCUCCCAUGCAAGAAAGUGGGAAGCGACCAUUUGGCCUUGGUUUCUGAAUUUUCAUUCUCAGUUACCAACAAUGAACCUACAGACAUAGUGGCGGCAGCAGCAGCAGCAGCACCAGCAGCUAUAGUAGAUAUUGAAGAGCCUAACAAUCAGCAGUCAUGA